Caenorhabditis sp. 36 PRJEB53466 is the source of this 621-nucleotide messenger RNA. Lineage: Eukaryota; Metazoa; Nematoda; Chromadorea; Rhabditida; Rhabditidae. The record is from the annotation of a GenBank genome assembly.
AUGUUCGGUGAGUCAGCUGGUUCUAUUCCGUUUCGGCUGCCCAGCCAUCUAGCCGAGCACUUUCAGAUAAAUGCGUUUUCGAUAUUUUACUCGCAAUUUUCAUAUUCGCGUCAACGGCAUUUUGCGGGAAAAACAGGGAUACGGUGAGGAUUCCGAACAAGAAAUCGAAUGGCAAAUGGGAGAAACGGAUGGACGAGAUGGCGCCGAAAGUGGUGGGAAAUCAGCCGACGAGAGAGGACGAGGGCGGAGAGACGCAGUCGUCCAGCGAUGAGCACCAAAAAAAGACAGAGGAGCACAGUCAGAAAACUCGUGAGUUCGGAAGGAAGAGGAAGAAGAAAAAGAAGAUUAUUAUUGUUUUUCCAAUUUGCAGAGCGCUCGGAGAAAAGUAGCAAAGAGAGAAGUCUGAAAUCGAGUGCAAAUCGGCGGACAGCGGUUGCAAUUAAGAGAAAAGACGCAGAAGACUCGGCGCGGAAGAGGCGGAAUCGAUCGGUGACCGAGAGCUCCGACGAAUCGGAUGAGAAGAGGUCGGAGAUGUCGAUUCGGAAGAAAAGAGGGAGGAAGAUCGAGAAGAGCGUGUCAACGACGAUGACUGAAGAGGAGGAGGAGAAGAGCGCCGAUUAG